CUGCAAUGUUCCGCUCUCUGUCUGCCCUUGCGCUUGUUGUGGUUGCGUUCACGCUAGCAAGUGCUGCUCCUCUGGCUACCACUAUCACCAUCACUGCCACCGGCCCAGCAGCUUCUGCUUCUGCCUCUGCUUCUGCUUCUGCUUCUAGCACUGAGGACGACGACUACUUCUCCGUCGUCGCAAUCCACACCGGCUCACCGAUCCAGUUCCGGAGCUUCUCCAUCAUUGGUGAUGGAAACAUCUACUUUGGAUUCUCUGACUUGAUUGGCAACUACGUCGACUACGACGAGCUCAAGAUUGAAGGCUCGGACUUGCUCAUCUGGAUCGACCCAUCCACUAAGGCUCUCAAGUACGGCACCUCCGCCCCCUCCGGCGCGACCGCCCACGGGUGGGACGUGGACGAGAAUGGCGAUCUCACUCUCGAUGGCGAGCAGAAUGCGAUUGCUUGUGGAGACGACUACCAGGUGUUUUGGGGUAACGAGUCCGUCUGCGACAACGAGGCAUCUUACGGCGCUAAACUGAUGGCCGUCUAUGGUGCUUUCAGCUCUGCUACUUACUCCCCGCCUGUUUUUUCGUCUACCUCGACAAGUUCGUCUCGCGCUGCUUCUGCGUCUGCAUCUUCGUCUUCUGGUCUUACCUUGUCGAUGGUUACGAAGACGACUACUCACAUGUUUACGUCCGGUACUACUGCUGUCGUCUCCGUGACCAGCUCUGCCAACGUUAACGCUUACCGCUCGACUGAAGCUACUACGACGACGACCUUGUCUACCUCGUUCACUACAUCGACUACGACGUCAACAUUGCCACCACCUUCGUCCUCUUCAUCAUUUGCAUCAUCUGCAUCAUCAUCUGCAUCAUCUUCAUCUCUGCAAUCAUCAUCGUCUCCAUCUUCAUCAUUCUCAUCAACAUUGACACCCUCCUCGACAUCCUCUUCUACCGCCGCCGCAACCGCCUCCAUACUUCCUCCCAAUCUCAUUAUUCCCGUGAAGAUGACCGACCCCGACGGAGUCUACGGCACCCAGUACUCUGGUACCGUCAUCUCCGGCAGAGACGCGGUCGAGACGUACAUCUCAUUCGAUGUCCCCGAGGCACUCUCAUCGACAGUGACGUCCUGCAAACUGAUAUGGACCCCGCCUACACAGGACUCGUUCGCAUCGACAAUCAUCGGCGUCAAGAAAUUCAAAAUCUACAACGUCGCAGACGAACUCGACGAGUCCAGCCUGUCAUGGAACACGCGCCCUGCCCGCGGAGAACUGGUCGGCCUGGUCAACGCCGUCACCGGCGAGUUCAACUCGUCCACCGUAUCGUGCAACUUUGGUCAGAAGCAGCAGUUUGAGCUCGUUGCUUACGGGGAUCCGGAUGAGGUGUCUUGGUUCCAGAUGCUCAAGCCGCGGACUGGAAUCAACUAUGUCAUGCUUGAGUAGUGAAAAAGCGAGGGAUAGGAAAGAGUUUGUAGUUUAGGAUUUGUGCUUAUUGUUUGUUUUGCUCUUUUUUGCCCGUCUGUCCGUCGUUUAGGAGCUUUGCAGGAUUCAUUGUUUUGUCUUUAUGUUUUUGUUACCCCUGCACUCAUCUGUUAAACGCAAUAGUAAUCAAUUGUACCAAUAGUCUACCAAAGCCAG
Molecule: messenger RNA, 1619 nt
Organism: Myxozyma melibiosi
Lineage: Eukaryota; Fungi; Ascomycota; Lipomycetes; Lipomycetales; Lipomycetaceae
Product: ubiquitin 3 binding protein But2 C-terminal domain-containing protein
Exons: 2
Source: RefSeq, a predicted model, not a curated record